Molecule: messenger RNA, 1278 nt
Organism: Podarcis muralis (Common wall lizard)
Lineage: Eukaryota; Metazoa; Chordata; Lepidosauria; Squamata; Lacertidae
Source: RefSeq, a predicted model, not a curated record
AUGUCCGUCGGAGGCGGUGGAAACAUGUGCUAUGCCAGCUGUCCUGCAUCCACAGUGACUAUACAGCCACCACCCUUCGUCCUAAAUAUCCCAGGACCAGCGCUCUACUGCCCUGACCAAAACUUUGGCAUUGAGCAAUACAACCCAUGCGCAGGCUAUGGCGGUGGAUAUGGAGGCAGCGGAGGAAUGGGGGGCCGUGCUAUUGGUAGCGGAAGCGGCAUGGGCAUAGGUGGUGGUAUGGGUGGAGGAGGAGGUUAUGGAGGCCUUGGUGGUGCAGGUGGUUAUGGGGGUGGAAGUAUGGGAGGCCGUGGGCUUGGUGGUUUAGGUUCAGGUGGCAGUCUGGGCGGUGGAGGAGGUUAUGGGGGCAUUGGUGGUGGUUAUGGGGGUGGAAGUAUGGGGGGCCGUGGUGGGGGUGGUUUAGGUGGAGGUAGCUUGGGUGGUUUAGGUGGGGGUAGCAUGGGUGGUAGUGGUGGCAUUGGUGGAUCUGGUGGACGUCGAGGCAGCAUAGGUGGUGGCACCGGGGGCGGACGUAGAGGCAGCAUAGGUGGUGGCACCGGGGGCGGACGUAGAGGCAGCAUAGGUGGUGGCAGCGGGGGAGGACGUAGAGGCAGCAUAGGUGGUGGCAGUGUGAGUGGACGUAGAGGCAGCAUAGGUGGUGGCAGUGUGGGUGGACGUAGAGGCAGCAUAGGUGGUGGCAGCAUGGGUGGCGGUCUUGGUGGAUCUGGAGGUAGUGUUGGUGGUGGCACUGGUGGAAUUGGAGGCAGUAUGGGUGGUGGAGGAGGAGGACGCCGAAUCAGCGGGGGACGCCGAUACAGUGGCAGUGGUGGCUACAGCAGUGGCGGAUAUGGUGGAAGUGGUGGCUACAGCAGUGGCGGAUAUGGUGGAAGUGGUGGCUACAGCAGUGGCGGAUAUGGUGGAAGUGGCGGAUACAGCAGUGGCGGAUAUGGUGGAAGUGGUGGAUACGGAAGUGGCGGAUAUGGUGGAAGUGGGGGAUAUGGCAGUGGCGGAUAUGGUGGAAGUGGCGGAUAUGGUGGCAGUGGUGGAUACGGCAGUGGUGGAUAUGGUGGAAGUUGCGGAUAUGGCAUGGGCGGAUAUGGCAGUGGUGGAUACGGUAGCGGUGGAUAUGGUGGCAGAAGUUAUGGCACCAGAAGGAUUAUAUACUCUGGAGGCCGCAGAAGCGGAUAUGGUGGAGGCGGCUACAGCAGCAGGUCUUAUGGCGGCUCCUAUGGUGGAAGCUUGGCGCUGCUGCCUAGUACCGCAUGCUACACCUGCUACUGA